AUGGUACAGGAUAUACCGACCGAGAAGACGGCCCCGGGAAUAACCUGGAAAAUCACAACCUAUCAAGAUAAAGACCAAUUGGUCGAGGCCCUCCACGGAGUGCACACGGUCCUUUCUUUCCUUGUGACGCAGGAGGACCCAGCGAGCAUCGCUCAGAAGAAUCUCAUCGACGCUGCAAUCCAAGCAGGUGUCCUUGAAUACACGCUAUUUCAGCCGGGCACGUUUGUGAACUACUUAACACAUCCUUACCAGUCCGCUAAACACCUUCAUUCGAUGGAGCUCUUCUUCGACUUUGAAAAUCGACGUGCUAUCUUCAUAGACGACGGCGACAAUGACCGGAUGUCCUUCAUUACAGUGGAAGACUUCACUAAGGUAAUUGUCCAGGCUGUUGAAUUUGACGGCGAGUGGCCUGUCAUCGGUGGCAUUCGAGGUACCGACAUCUCUAUUGGAAACUUGAUUGCGCUAGGCGAAAAAGUUCGCGCCACCCACGAUGGUGCCUACUCUGUUUCCGACGAGUGGAAUCGCUUGCUACCAAGCUUUCAGCCAGCCCCUAUUGAGGAAUUUCUGGCGAAGUCGUGGCACGGUAAGCCUUGA
Messenger RNA from Penicillium cosmopolitanum, 594 nucleotides. RefSeq lists its product as uncharacterized. The record is from RefSeq and is a predicted model, not a curated record. The transcript has 3 exons. Lineage: Eukaryota; Fungi; Ascomycota; Eurotiomycetes; Eurotiales; Aspergillaceae. Bases 1 to 594 code for a protein of 197 amino acids.